This is a messenger RNA of Rotaria sordida, 1155 nucleotides long. The record is from the annotation of a GenBank genome assembly. NCBI's taxonomy places the organism in Eukaryota, Metazoa, Rotifera, Eurotatoria, Philodinida, Philodinidae.
AUGCCAAUGCAAAUGCCAAUGCAAAUGCCAAUGCAAAUGCCAAUGCAAAUGCCAAUGCAAAUGCCUGCACCAAUGUCAAUGCCAAUGCAAAUGCCUGCACCAAUGCCAAUGUCUGCACCAAUGUCGAUGCCAAUGUCUGCACCAAUGUCAAUCGGUGGCUUUGGUGGUGGUCUCGCUGGCUACGGCGGUGGUCUUUCAUUUGGUGGUGGUCUUCCAAUGGGUGGUGGUCUUCCAAUGGGUGGUGGUCUUCCAAUGGGUGGUGGUUUUCCAAUGGGUGGUGGUCUUCCAAUGGGCGGUGGUCUUCCAAUGGGUGGCGGUUUUCCAAUUGGUGGCGGUCUUCCAAUGGGUGGUAGUUUAGGAUUUGGUGGUGGUCUUCCUGCUGGUGGAUUUAGCGGCGGUUUUGGAGGUGCUUUACCAAUGGGUGGCGGUAUUGGUGGUUUGGCUUCGUAUGGUGGUGGUUCUUUUGCUGGUGGAUUUGCUGGUAUUCCAUCAUUUGGUACUGGUCAAUCGUUUGGUGGUAGUCCAUCGUUUGGUGCCGGAUUUGGUGCGGCACCAUCAUUUGGAGGUGGAUUCCCAGCAAAUUGUCCAAUUACUGGCGCUCCUAUUGGUAUGAUGCGUUCAUUACAAGCAAUUGGCGCACCAAUGAUGCAACCUUAUCAACAAUUACAAGCAGCACCCUUACCACAACCAGCACCUCAAAUUAUUCCUGUUCCUGUUCCAGUGCCACAACCAGUUCCUGUCCCUGUUCCACAACCAUACCCUGUUCCUGUUCCACAACCAGUUCCUGUUCCUGUUCCACAACCAUACCCUGUUCCUGUUCCACAACCAGUUCCUGUGCCGGUUCCUGUGCCGGUUCCUGUGCCGGUUCCACAACAAGUUCCUCAACAACAAUUAAUGGCGGCUCCACAACAGGUUUUUGCUCCACCACCACCACCAAUUUGUAUUCCAUCACCAGCACCAGCUUAUUUUCCACCUCCAUCAGCACCCGUAUUCCCAUCGUCUGGCAGUUUUGGUUCUUUCGAACAAUUUCAGUCUGCACCAAUAUCGUUUCCAUCUCCACCUCUACAACAAAUCGGCGGAUUUCAACCAGCUCAGUUUCCCACACCAGGUGCUGGUGGUCGUAUGAUUUGCUGUUGCUUUCCAGCUCCACAAUAA